Molecule: messenger RNA, 1074 nt
Organism: Tauraco erythrolophus (red-crested turaco)
Lineage: Eukaryota; Metazoa; Chordata; Aves; Musophagiformes; Musophagidae
Gene: TMEM144
Product: transmembrane protein 144
Biological process (GO): carbohydrate transmembrane transport
Cellular component (GO): membrane
Molecular function (GO): carbohydrate transmembrane transporter activity
Source: RefSeq, a predicted model, not a curated record
AUGAACACUGGGAAAGCUUACAGUGCCUUUAACAUCAGCAAUGGAACAGAUCUAGCAAUCGGCUUUACCUCUUCCACAGUAGCUGUCCUUCUGUUUGGGACAAACUUUGUGCCUGUUAAGAAAUUUGAUACUGGUGAUGGCAUGUUCUUCCAGUGGAUUCUCUGUGCCUCCAUAUGGCUAGUCUCUUUGGUGGUCAAUUUAAUCCAGAAUUGCCCCCGGUUUUGGCCUCUGGCUAUGGUUGGGGGUUUCGUAUGGGCUACAGGCAAUGUUACAGUUGUUCCUAUUGUUAAAACUGUUGGCUUAGCUCUUGGUCUUUUGAUAUGGGCUUCUUUUAAUUUGCUGACAGGUUGGGCAAGUUCAAGAUUUGGUUGGUUUGGAAUUGACCCAGAAGAGGUAUCAAGACCAAUCUUAAAUUAUCUUGGAGCUGGACUUUCACUAUUAAGUGCUGUCAUAUUUCUUUUUAUAAAACCUGAAGUCCAGAGUUCUUCAUCUUCAUUAGAAAGCACACCUUUACUGAGAGAAAGUUCUAUUAAUGUUUCUGAAGAUACCUCUGAUGACUCAUGGGUGAACAGACUUUCUCCAGCAAAAAAGAGACUCAUAGGUUGUAGCCUGGCUGUAGUAGCUGGAAUACUCUACGGUUCCAGUUUUGUACCAGUGCUUUACAUCAAGGACCAUGGAAGAAGAAAUGAAACUAUAUACACAGGAGCAAGUCAAUUUGAUUUAGAUUAUGUUUUUGCACACUUCAGUGGAAUAUUUCUUACAAGUACCGUCUACUUUUUGAUUUACUGUGCAGUCAGGAAAAAUAAACCUAACGUUUAUCCCCAAGCUAUAUUGCCAGGAUUUGUUUCUGGUGUGCUUUGGGCAAUAGCCAAUUGCUGCUGGUUCAUAGCCAAUCACUAUCUCAGUGCUGUGGUCAGCUUUCCAAUAAUUACUGCAGGUCCUGGCCUUGUUGCUGCAAUGUGGGGAGUCUUUGUAUUUAAGGAAAUCAAGGGACUGAAAAACUACGUGUUACUCUCGGUAGCAUUUUGCAUCAUUUUGACUGGAUCACUCUCCACGGCUUUUUCUAAAGUUUGA